This is a messenger RNA of Musca domestica (house fly), 4189 nucleotides long. Its product is annotated as protein D2-like. The coding region runs from base 3288 to 3857 and encodes 189 amino acids. The record is from RefSeq and is a predicted model, not a curated record. Lineage: Eukaryota; Metazoa; Arthropoda; Insecta; Diptera; Muscidae. The transcript has 2 exons.
AUUCAAACAAUGCUAAAUUAUGCCAUCAUCAUUUUAUGGUGAUGAAACAAUUCGAAUUACAAUUGGUAUAAUUGGAAUUAAAAAUGGAAUAAUUCGAAUAACAAAUGGAAUUCUCAAAUUACAAGUGAAAUAAUCCAAAUUACAAAUAGAAUUUUCAAAUAACAAUUAAGAAUGUUUCGAAUUAUAUUUGAAAAAGGUGCCCUGUGUAAGUACAUCUCCCAAAAAGCGUCAAAAUUUUGAAUAAUAAUAACAUUUAAAAACGUACAAUAAUAGAAAAUAUAAUUUUCUCCAAACUUCUUAAUAUUUCUAUCAACAAUCUGGUAUAAAGUUGGGACCACUCCUUCUGGUACAUCCUCCACAAAGGGUUAAAUUUUGGAAUAAUUAUAACCCUUAUAACAUGCGAAUCAAUUAAGUGAUUCAUUUUAAACUUCUGGUAUCUCAAUAUUUUUAUCUACCAUGGAUAUUAUAUGAAUCUGCGGUAUAUCGGUCAACUCCUUCUUGACGUCAACAGCACAGAUCGAAAAUGUUGAACAUUUACAAAUCUCAUAAAAUGCUAAAUAACUACCAAAUAUUUCUUUUAAGUUCGGACAUUUCCUACCAAUAUUAUUUGUGGUGUGACUGAUCAGCCCACUCCUUCUGGUACCUUCUCCACAAAGGGUCUAUAUUUUGAAUAGGGUCAAUACUGAAUAUGGUCUCCAAAGUGCAAUAUUUGUACGUACAUUAUUUUGGUCCCAUCUUUAUGGAAUAAAAGGUGUACAUAAAAAAUAGGGUCAAAUGCUGAUGGCAACCCAACUGAUAAUUUGUAACUUGAUUUCUACUAAAUUUUGCAUGGUCUCGUGAAUUAAAUACUCUUAUUGUGAACGAAAUUUUUUGAAAAUAUUGCCUUAAGAUCUAUCAGGAUUUUUCGAAAAGAGAAAUGUAAUAUUGAUAACAUCCGACCCAUAGAACUUAGAUCCAGUUCGAAGAUGUGCUUAUCGGUUAACUUUAUCGUAUAGCUCCAUAUAACGGUACUCCCUAAUUUUAAGCAUUUCCACGAAUUUUGACACAGUUUUCAAUGGAAUUGUCUGGAACUUUGUAUAUUUGAAAGUUGUUACAGAUUCCCCCUUUGCAAAAAAUAUAAUAAUAUAUUUAUAUAAGUCCAUUUUGUGGUAUAGGUCCAUAAACUGUACUGGAAUAUUCAUUUUAGUCGAUAGUUUCAAUUUCAAUAUCUGGCAUGUUGCCGUGCCAAGUUCAUUAAUCUACUAAGAAACUAAAAUCAGGAGAUAUAUUUACUAGAGAACUUAAAAUUUCAAAUUUCAGCGAAAGAAUUGGAAUGGGUCUUACGUCAUAAAAAUCACCAAAAUCUGGAAGCAUCAUUUAUAAUUUGUAGUCAUUUAUUCAAAAAGAUUUGAUAUGUCACAAAUGUAAUAACUUAUCACAGGAACAUUUGAAAACUAUUGUGAGUGUGAGUUCUUAAAUUUAGGGCAUAUACCCCUUUUGUUUGCAUUCAAAAGAUACCGUAAUAUCGGUGGACGUUUAUGUUUUGUUGCUUAUAACAGAUCCAUAUCGUCACAUUUUCUCCGAAAUUUGCAUUGGUUUGGUAAUCUGUGUUCUAAAGGGGUUUGUUUUCAACACAUACCCCAACGUAGUUAUGUGUUUCAUUGUAAAGAAAAAGGGAACAAAUAAAAAAGCUGUAAGUUCGGCCUAGUCGAUCUUUGAAUACCCUCCACCAUUUGGAACGAAUUUGGCAUUUUUAAAAAAAAUAAAAUCCGUUAAUUCUGUUAAAACCUUAAAAAUACCGAAUGUAGCCGUUAUAUUAGGGCUUAUACGAUGACGUGGACCUGCAUAGGCAAAUUUAUUAAUUAAUUAUUAUUAAGCCAUUAUAAUAUUCAUCCGUGAAUAAUUUAGCUAAAAUCAUAAAAACAGCGAAUAUAGGGAGGUACCACUAUAUGGGGGCUAUACCAAAACGUGGACCUACACAGACAAUUUUCUGUCUUAGGCUGUAGUAUCCAUUACAAACUUCCAAUACCAAAGUUGAAACAAUUCCGCUAAAUAAUGUCGCUAAAAUCCUUAAAGUACCGAAUAUCGGGAGGCACCGUUAUAUGGCGGCUAUGCAAAGACUUGUACCUGGACGGACAAUUUUCUGUCUUAGGCUGUAAUAUCCAUUACAAACUUCAAAUACCAAAUUUGAAACAAUUUCGGAGAAUAAUGUCGAUAAAAUCAUGACAGUACCGAAUAUCGGGAAGUACCAUUAUAGGGAGGCUAUACGAAGACGUGGACCUGCACAGACAAUUUUCUGUCUUAGGCUGUAGUAUCCAUUACAAACUUCCAAUACCAAAGUUGAAACAAUUCCGCUAAAUAAUGUCGCUAAAAUCCUUAAAGUACAUAAUAUCGGGAGGUGACGUUAUAUGGGGGCUAUAUGAAGACGAAGAUCUGCAAAGGCAAUUUUCAGUGAUAAGCUGUACUAUCUAUUACGAACUUAAAACACCAAAUUUGAAGCAAUUCCGCUGAAUAAUGCCGCUAAAAUCAUCGAAAUACCGAAUAUCGGGAGGUACCGUUAUAGGGGGGAUAUACGAAGACGUAGACCUACACAGUCAAUUUUCUAUAUAAGGUUGUUAUAUCCAGUAUGAACUUCAAAUACCAAAUUUGAAACAAUUCCGUUGAAUAAUGUCGCUAAAAUCAUCGAAAUACCAAAAAAAGGAGGAGAAAAAUACCAUAACGUGGAUCAACAAGACCCAUUUUUAAUACCAAAAGUCUUGCAGAUAUAACAAACCUUUGAGUAAAAUUUUAUCAACCUACUUCAUUUCGUUCGGAAGUAAGAGUGAUUUCCACAGACGGACAAAUGGACAGAUGGAUAGACGGACGGAUAUCGCUAAAUCGACAUAGAAUUUUAUGUUAAUCAAGAACGUAUAUACUUUGUGGUGUCUAAAAUGUAUAUUUCGAGUGAUACGUGAUACUAUAGUGGAGGGUAUAAAAAUAUAUAUUGUUAUACAAUAGGAAGGCUAAAAUACGCUGUUAUCACCGUAAUAAGUAGAAUUAAGAACUGCAUGUCUUUAUCGACAUUUGUGUAUACCAGUUCGAAGUCAUUUCAUAAAAACUAUGUAGAAUAUUAUUAAAGCAUACUUUUAGGAGGAACACUCAACUACAUGACCAAUGAAAGGUAGUUGAAUACGCAAAGGAAGGAUACGGGAGUAAUUUUACUGCCUAGCCUCGGUGCUGCGUCCCAAAACCUAACACAAUGCUUUUCAAAAUCAUAUUUUUUCCUUACGCAUAGUCAUUGAAUUUUCUUUCUAUUUAUAUAUAAUUCAAUGUCAGAAUCAACAGAAUUGGAAAAUUGUUUCAAGAAAAAUCAAAUUAUUCCUGAUGUAGUAACAGUUGGACCCAAGUCUCUUCUAAAAAUAGCUUAUCAAGGCAACCUACAAGUCGAUAAAGGCAAUGAGUUAACUCCCAGUCAAGUCAAAGAACCACCUACAUUGGAAUGGCCCAAUGAGGAUGCAACAUAUUAUACUCUAAUCAUGACAGAUCCUGAUGCUCCAAGUCGCAAAAAUCCAACAUUUCGCGAAUACCAACAUUGGUUGGUGGCCAAUAUACCUGGAGGUGCCGUGGAAAAAGGAGAUGUUUUAACAGCAUAUAUUGGUUCUGGUCCUCCGAAGGGUACUGGUCUACACCGCUAUGUAUUUUUGGUGUUUAAACAAAAUGGAAAAGUGAAAUUCAAUGAAGAACAUAUACCCAAGAACAAGGGAUCGAGUCGUGGUAAAUUUAAUACAAUGCAAUUUGUUAAGAAAUAUAAAUUAGCUGAGCUUGUAGCUGGGAAUUUUUAUGUUGCCAAAUGGGAUGAAUACGUUCCGCAAGUGCAUAAACAAUUGUCUGGAAAAUAGGCGGUGAUUAUAUGGUUUUUAUAAAGAAAAAAAAAAAGAAUGUCUUGAUAUUUUGGAAACAUAAAAACUGGCGGUGAGUUGGGACGGUUUGAGAUAACUUAUUUUUUAGUCAAAUAGUGAACCAAUCACUGUCUGCAUAUAUUUUUUGUAUAUACCAUCGUCGCUUAUGAUAUAAAAAUGACUCCAAUUCAUUUAUGAUUGAUAGCAAAACCCAAAAUAUCUACAAUGCAUUUUCCACAUUGGCACAACUGUAUCGACAUAGAAUAUUAAGCCAACCAAUAAUAUGUAAAUACAUAACAAUUUGAACGAUUUUUCCCAAUCAAAAAUAUAAA